Onychomys torridus (southern grasshopper mouse) is the source of this 1403-nucleotide messenger RNA. RefSeq names its product testis specific serine kinase 6 (gene Tssk6). The coding region runs from base 186 to 1007 and encodes 273 amino acids. The record is from RefSeq and is a predicted model, not a curated record. The transcript has a single exon. Gene Ontology annotation, biological process: intracellular signal transduction; microtubule cytoskeleton organization; protein phosphorylation. NCBI's taxonomy places the organism in Eukaryota, Metazoa, Chordata, Mammalia, Rodentia, Cricetidae. Gene Ontology annotation, molecular function: protein serine/threonine kinase activity; tau-protein kinase activity; ATP binding. Gene Ontology annotation, cellular component: cytoplasm.
UCACUUCACAAGGCAGAAAUUGUUACCCGGGCAAUAAAAGUCAUCGCGGCUCUAGGACCUUGGGAGUGGGCACAUGGGGGCACGGGGGUGCAGGUGCCGAGCACCAUGGGUUAGGCCCGAGAUCGGAGUCCGGCCGCCCCCCGACAGCAGCCGCCUCCUGCUCCCCGCGCGCCCCGGGCGCCACCAUGUCGGGCGACAAGCUCCUGAGUGAACUUGGCUAUAAGCUGGGCCGCACGAUAGGUGAGGGCAGCUACUCCAAGGUGAAGGUGGCCACCUCCAAGAAGUAUAAAGGGACGGUGGCCAUCAAGGUGGUGGACCGUCGGCGAGCGCCUCCAGACUUCGUCAACAAGUUUCUGCCUCGAGAGCUGUCCAUCCUGCGGGGAGUACGGCACCCGCACAUCGUGCACGUCUUCGAGUUCAUCGAGGUGUGCAACGGGAAGCUGUACAUCGUCAUGGAGGCAGCAGCCACCGACCUGCUGCAGGCAGUGCAGCGCAACGGGCGCAUCCCGGGCUCACAGGCGCGCGAACUCUUCUCCCAGAUCGCGGGUGCCGUGCGCUACCUGCACGACCACCACCUGGUGCACCGCGACCUCAAGUGCGAAAACGUGCUGCUGAGCCCGGACGAGCGCCGCGUCAAGCUCACGGAUUUCGGUUUCGGCCGUCAGGCGCACGGCUACCCAGACCUGAGCACCACCUACUGCGGCUCGGCCGCCUAUGCGUCACCUGAGGUGCUCCUGGGCAUCCCCUACGACCCCAAGAAAUACGACGUAUGGAGCCUGGGCGUUGUGCUCUACGUCAUGGUCACCGGGUGCAUGCCCUUCGAUGACUCGGACAUUGCUGGCUUGCCCCGGCGCCAGAAGCGCGGUGUGCUCUACCCCGACGGCCUCGAACUGUCGGAACGAUGCAAGUCCUUGAUCGCCGAGCUGCUACAAUUUAGCCCAUCCGCCCGGCCCUCGGCGGGCCAGGUGUCGCGCAAUGGCUGGCUGCGGGCCGGGGACUCCGGCUAGGAGCCGGGGUUCUCGCUGUUCCCGCCGCACCAGGCCCUGAGCCAGGGCGGUGCACGCGCGACAGGCGAGCUUCGGGAAACCCGCGAAGUCGCCGCGCGCCACUGCGCACGAGCCCUGUCCUUCCCCCUGCCCCCACGGCGGCGGCCCGCAGAGGCCGGCUGUUGGAUUCUGGUUCCUCCUGCACAACCCGAUUGCUGGAGGGCGCAUGCGCAUCCUCGAUUUCUGGCGAGAAGGCCCCGGGAGGGGCGCGAAGAAAAGAGAGGGAAGCAUUGCGCCUGCGCGGAAUGAGCUCCUGCUGCGCGAUGGGUGGCCCCGGCGCGGAGAAGCUGCUGGCCGGCGGUGCACUCCACGUUCCAGGUUGGAACCUGCAAUAAAUUCGCUCUUCCUCGCAAGUGG